AAUAUAAUCUCCUCUUAUCUCUCAGCAACGGCAGCUGUAAACUGAGGGAGAGGAGGGGAGAGAUAUGGUUUCGCUGAAGCUCCAAAAGCGGCUCGCCGCCAGCGUGCUCAAGUGCGGGAAGGGAAAGGUGUGGCUCGAUCCCAAUGAAGUCAAUGAAAUCUCAAUGGCCAACUCCCGCCAAAACAUAAGGAAGUUGGUUAAGGAUGGUUUCAUCAUCAGGAAGCCAACAAAGAUUCACUCCCGAUCUCGUGCACGCCGCAUGAAGGAAGCUAAGAGAAAAGGACGCCACUCGGGAUAUGGUAAGCGCAAAGGUACAAGAGAGGCUAGGUUGCCGACAAAAAUUCUCUGGAUGAGAAGGAUGCGUGUGCUUAGGCGUCUGCUCCGCAAGUACAGAGAGUCGAAGAAGAUUGACAAACACAUGUACCAUGAUAUGUACAUGAAGGUUAAAGGCAAUGUCUUUAAGAAUAAGCGAGUUCUUAUGGAAAGUAUUCACAAGUCAAAGGCUGAGAAAGCAAGAGAGAAGACUCUGUCUGACCAGUUUGAGGCUAAGAGGGCAAAGAACAAGGCAAGCAGGGAAAGAAAAUUUGCUAGGAGGGAGGAGCGAUUGGCUCAGGGCCCAGGCGCAGACAAACCUGCAGCUGCACCACCUGCUGCUGCAGCUCAACCAACCGAGGGAUCUAAGAAAUCCAAGAAGUAAGACCCAUAUUAAGAGCUCCUGAUAUCCUGGUGGGAAAGUAGUUUUGUUGAGCUGUUAUGGUUUCUGUCGACUUGGACCAUGUUACUUCAUGUCUUAGAUGGAAGAAGUUUUAAAGCAUUGGCACUGUGUAGAAGCAAUUUUCAUUAUUUUGUUUCUGUGAUGUUCUCCUUUCCCAUAAUGUCUUUUUUUAAUUUGAAAUUUUCAUUUCA
Hevea brasiliensis (rubber tree) is the source of this 906-nucleotide messenger RNA. Its product is annotated as 60S ribosomal protein L19-3. The coding region runs from base 65 to 697 and encodes 210 amino acids. Gene Ontology annotation, biological process: translation. Gene Ontology annotation, cellular component: ribosome; cytosolic large ribosomal subunit. The transcript has 5 exons. NCBI's taxonomy places the organism in Eukaryota, Viridiplantae, Streptophyta, Magnoliopsida, Malpighiales, Euphorbiaceae. The record is from RefSeq and is a predicted model, not a curated record. Gene Ontology annotation, molecular function: structural constituent of ribosome; RNA binding.